AUGAUCUUCAACGUUCGCGUAUUAUCAAACAAAGUUUACAAAUGCUGGUUGAGUUACAAUAGGAUGGAAACCGAAAGUGCUGCUCCAGAAACAUUAAAUAGUUUUGCUUUAUCUAAGAGUGGUACAGCUGCUCAGGAUCUUCAGACGGAUAACGGUUUGGACCAGGGACCGCUAUUCUUCAACUAUCACGAAUUCGCAGAGAAUUUCUACGCUGAGGUUGAGUCUCCACAUGAUCCGAAAGAGCACGAUGGGGAUCACAACAUUUGUGUGACUCAUUUUCCUAAUGUUUUUGUUCCCAAAGACUCUGCGGAGUUCCAUUCAACCAGAAUUGUGAGAAUACCAAGACGAUUUGACGUUACCUUGAAUGCUCCGUACUUUAGCAAUUGCUUGCCAGGGUGGGAACCUGCGGCUCUCAAUAGCGAAGAGGAAGGGAAAACGUUCCAAGCUCAUGGGAUCUACGAUAACGAUCAGCUCUACGGGUACUCAUCCGUUAGCCCUUUAUCUUGGUACUUGAGUCAGUCUGAGUUUGCAAAGAUUGUGACACCGAUAAACGAAAUUCUGGGCAGGUCAUAUGGUAUUUAUACAUGGCACAAUAUAGUCAAUCUAGUCCUAGAUGUAUUGACAAUAGGAUGCUGGUAUGUGAUUUCAAGACACUUCUUUGACGAUCCCACCCAGCAACUCGAAAGGUACAUUUCUCAAGUGAACAAUUCUCCCGCGCUGAAAAAUCACAAGAUCAAGAUAAUAUCUCCCAGAAGAUCGGGAUACCUUUCAGUACGUAUCGAAGUGAUAUGCCUUUACUUUUUGGUUCAUUUUACUAACUUUUUCACUUCACUAGUUGGAUUUUCAGAUCCCAAAGCCAUCGCCCUCUUAAUGUUGUAG
Torulaspora delbrueckii is the source of this 879-nucleotide messenger RNA. RefSeq names its product Shr5p (gene SHR5). The transcript has a single exon. Gene Ontology annotation, biological process: peptidyl-L-cysteine S-palmitoylation; protein targeting to membrane. The record is from RefSeq and is a predicted model, not a curated record. Lineage: Eukaryota; Fungi; Ascomycota; Saccharomycetes; Saccharomycetales; Saccharomycetaceae. Gene Ontology annotation, cellular component: endoplasmic reticulum palmitoyltransferase complex; extrinsic component of endoplasmic reticulum membrane. The coding region runs from base 1 to 879 and encodes 292 amino acids.